AUGUCGAAUGAUAACGGCACCCUUCUAGCCCGCCAGGUGCGGCGAUUUAUCGAAAAAGAUCCAGCGUCUAAGUCUCUAGAGAACGUAGAAGAAGAUGCAAAAAAGAUUAUUCUUAAGCUAGGAAACCCGAAGUAUUUUGCCGACGAAUCAGAGGAGUUUGAACCGUAUCCUCUACAGUGGGCAGUGAAGAGAUCAUUUGAGUCAAAAUACAAGAUGCUCCAAAAGGAAUACCCAAACCUGCCAGAUCUUAAAACGAAGAAAGCCGCGGCCGAUGAGGAAGCCAGAAAGAACGCCGCGGCUGAUGAGGAAGCCAGAAAGAACGCCGAGGCCGCUGAGGAAGCCAGAAAGAACGCGGCUGAGGAAGCUAGGAAGAAAGCCGCGGCCGACGAGGAAGCCAGAAAGAACGCCGAGGCCGCUGAGGAAGCCAGAAAGAACGCGGCUGAGGAAGCUAGGAAGAAAGCCGCGGCCGACGAGGAAGCCAGAAAGAACGCCGAGGCCGCUGAGGAAGCCAGAAAGAACGCGGCUGAGGAAGCUAGGAAGAAAGCCGCGGCCGACGAGGAAGCCAGAAAGAACGCCGAGGCCGCUGAGGAAGCCAGAAAGAACGCGGCCGCCGACGAGGAAGCCAAGACAAGAGCCGCCCUCCUGGAUCAGCUUAAAUCUCUGGAUUCUAAGCAGCUCGAAGGUCUUCUCAAGGAUUUGGGAGUCCCCAGUGGCAGAGGCUCUAGGGAGACAACGGUUGACACCACUAGCAGCUGGAACACAAGAGAGUCUAGCGUUGUUACUACAAGUUCUGGGCCCGAAUAUUGGCCGAAGGUCAGAGACAAGUUCGGCGAAGAUACAGACUACUGGUUAAACAAACUAUCAGAGACCUCUCAGGAGAACGACUGCGACUUCGUAAUUGUCAAGUUUUACCUCGAAUACCUUUUAAGGAAAGACGCCGACCGUAGCGUUGACGACUUGGGGGACGAUGCCUUCCUAUUUAUCGACAGCGGCCCUGAAACGCUAACGGGAUGGAUAUCACGCAUCUUCGCGGAUCUCGGGCGAGAGAAAAGAGAGGCGGCCGUGGGCUAG
Molecule: messenger RNA, 1071 nt
Organism: Diaporthe batatas
Lineage: Eukaryota; Fungi; Ascomycota; Sordariomycetes; Diaporthales; Diaporthaceae
Exons: 2
Coding region: 1-1071 (356 amino acids)
Source: RefSeq, a predicted model, not a curated record